AUGCCGUAUGCUGCUCCAGCCGACGCCCCGACUCGACUCGACUCGGCUCGAUACCCUCAGCAGCCGCAGCCGGAGCCGCAGCCGGGUCCCCGUCGCGCGCACGUGACCGCGCUCGACGCAUCCUCCCCGCAUCCUCCCCGCAUCCCCCUCCUCGCAUUUCAAGCGGGCCCCGCGUAUAUAUUUACUUAUGCACGCACGUACAUGAGUUUUUACGGCACGCGACACAGCCGACUCGUAGUUGUCGCCAGAGCUGACGUCUGCCUGUCAAUCCACUGCGUACAACGCACCGCGUGCUCGCUCAUCGGUCCAUUGGCUGGAGCGCCUCGACUCUCGGGCGAGCGUGAGCGUGAAUUAUAUUAUGUUGGCGGCGCCAUGGGGACUGCUUACUAG
Molecule: messenger RNA, 390 nt
Organism: Heterobasidion irregulare TC 32-1
Lineage: Eukaryota; Fungi; Basidiomycota; Agaricomycetes; Russulales; Bondarzewiaceae
Exons: 4
Coding region: 1-390 (129 amino acids)
Source: RefSeq, a predicted model, not a curated record